AUGCCUGAUGGAACCUCCAGAUUCCACUGCAAGGGCAAGGACCUUUUGCACUUCAUGGGAUGUUCUACUUUCUCUCAAUACACCGUUGUAGCUGAUGUUUCCGUCGUCGCAGUCAACGAAAAAGCCGACUUUGAGAAAAUCUGUUUGUUGGGAUGUGGUAUCACUACCGGUUACGGUGCUGCUACCAUCACUGCCAACGUCCAAGAAGGUGACAAUGUCGCUGUUUUCGGUGCUGGAUGUGUUGGUUUGUCUGUCGUUCAAGGUGCCAAAGAGAGAAAGGCCAACAAGAUCAUUGUUGUUGACAUCAACGACAAGAAGAAGGAGUGGGCUACCCAAUUUGGUGCCACUGACUUCAUCAACCCAACAACAUUGCCAGAAGGUACUUCUAUUGUCCUGAAAUUGAUUGAGAUGACUGAUGGUGGUUGCGACUACACUUUCGACUGCACUGGUAAUGUGAAUGUCAUGAGAGACGCAUUGGAGGCAUGCCACAAGGGCUGGGGUGAGUCCAUUAUCAUUGGUGUUGCUGCCGCUGGUAAGGAGAUUUCCACCAGACCAUUCCAAUUGGUUACCGGUAGAGUUUGGAGAGGUGCCGCUUUUGGCGGUGUCAAGGGUAGAUCCCAAUUGCCAGACAUUGUUGAAGAUUACAUGGAUGGCAAGUUGAAGGUUGAGGAAUUCAUCACUCACAGACAUCCUUUGGAGAAGAUCAACACUGCAUUUGAGGAUAUGCACCACGGUGACUGUAUCAGAGCCGUGAUUAAGUUAUGA
Molecule: messenger RNA, 765 nt
Organism: Australozyma saopauloensis
Lineage: Eukaryota; Fungi; Ascomycota; Pichiomycetes; Serinales; Metschnikowiaceae
Gene: FDH3
Product: bifunctional alcohol dehydrogenase/S-(hydroxymethyl)glutathione dehydrogenase
Exons: 1
Coding region: 1-765 (254 amino acids)
Biological process (GO): formaldehyde catabolic process
Cellular component (GO): cytosol
Molecular function (GO): zinc ion binding; S-(hydroxymethyl)glutathione dehydrogenase [NAD(P)+] activity
Source: RefSeq, a predicted model, not a curated record